This is a messenger RNA of Choloepus didactylus (southern two-toed sloth), 1534 nucleotides long. RefSeq names its product RP2 activator of ARL3 GTPase (gene RP2). The coding region runs from base 84 to 1097 and encodes 337 amino acids. Gene Ontology annotation, biological process: post-Golgi vesicle-mediated transport. Gene Ontology annotation, molecular function: GTPase activator activity. Gene Ontology annotation, cellular component: periciliary membrane compartment; cilium. Lineage: Eukaryota; Metazoa; Chordata; Mammalia; Pilosa; Megalonychidae. The transcript is spliced from 5 exons. The record is from RefSeq and is a predicted model, not a curated record.
GGGGUCCACGCCACUUUCUCAAAGGUGACUGAGCUAGUGCACGGGCGAGGAGGGGCGGCCAGUGAUUCCCGCGGGCCAGGACCAUGGGCUGCUGCUUCUCCAAGAGGCAGAAGGCUGAGAAGGAGUCGCGGCCCGAGGGUAAGGAGGAGCAGCCGAAGCAGUACAGCUGGGACCAGCGCAAGAAGGUUGAUCCAAAAGACUACAUGUUCAGUGGACUGAAGGAUGAAACAGUGGGUCGCUUACCGGGGAAUGUAGCAGGACAACAGUUUGUCAUUCAAGACUGUGAGAACUGUAACAUCUACAUUUUUGAUCAUUCUGCUACAGUUACUAUUGAUGACUGUACUAACUGCAUAAUUUUUCUGGGACCGGUGAAAGGCAGUGUGUUUUUCCGAAAUUGCAGAGAUUGCAAGGGCACAUUAGCUUGCCAGCAGUUUCGUGUGCGGGAUUGUAGAAAGCUGGAAGUCUUUUUGUACUGUGCCACCCAACCCAUUAUUGAGUCUUCCACAGAUAUCAAGUUUGGCUGCUUCCAGUGGUACUACCCUGAGUUAGCUUUCCAGUUCAAAGAUGCAGGGCUAAGUAUCUUCAAUAAUACAUGGAGUAACAUUCAUGACUUUAUACCUGUGUCAGGAGAACUCAACUGGAGCCUUCUUCCAGAAGAUGCUGUGGUUCAGGACUGUGUUCCUCUACCUACUACUGAAGAGCUCAAAGCUGUCCGGGUUUCCACAGAAGCCAGCAGAAGUAUCAUUCCAAUAUCUCGGGGUCAGAGGCAGAAAAGCAGUGAUGAAUCAUGCUUAGUGGUAUUAUUUGCUGGUGAUUAUACUAUCGCGAAUGCUAGGAAACUGAUUGAUGAGGUAAGUGAGGAAAAGAGCUACAGACAGAAUAUAUUUGUGUUAAUGUUAAAAAAAUACUUCCUGGGUUUGCUUAUAGGUCCUGUUAUUGCCUUGGAGUUUAAUGGAGAUUGUGCUGUAGAAGGAUGUCAUCUCAUUGUAAAUGAGAUAUUCAAUGGAACCAAGAUGUUUGUAUCAGAAAGCAAGGACACAGCAUCUGGAGAUGUAGACAGCUUCUGCAAUUUUGCUGAUAUACAGAUGGGAGUGUGAAGUGUAAUGCAGAACCAAGAACUUGGUAUUAAGCCCUUUUCAACUUGUGUAUAUAAAGUUUGAUAAUAUACUUCUGUGAAAUAGCAGUGGCUUUCACUAAUGCUAACAUUUUUAAAGUUUAUUUUUUAAUAAAUUGUUGAGUACUACAUCAUUUAAUUCAGAUGCAAAAGUACAUUUUAAAUUAGUUUUAAAUAGCUUAAAAAUAUUUAACCUACUUCUUGCAGUUUUGUUUCUUUGCAGAUGGUACUCUUAUCAGGAAAUAGAAGUGGCUAACGGUUCAUAAUUCUAUUCCUAAUUAAGUGUUAUUUCAAAUCUCUAAAGUUUAAACUUUCAUCAGUGCUUUAUAGUAUUUGAGAAUACAUUCCAUUACUUAUUUUAUCUUUUUUAACUUAGAGGGGUUUUUUACAAGUUCCUCAAUUAGAAUGAACCUAUAUACA